Linum trigynum is the source of this 4014-nucleotide messenger RNA. The record is from the annotation of a GenBank genome assembly. NCBI's taxonomy places the organism in Eukaryota, Viridiplantae, Streptophyta, Magnoliopsida, Malpighiales, Linaceae.
CGAUUACACUUGGUCGCAGAUUGGUGUUGUGUUUUGGCGUGUCAAGUUUUUGGCGCCGUUGUCGGGGACUUUCUAGAGUAUUAGGAAAGGCAGAAGUUUGUUACUUUAGCGUUUUUCUUUUCUUUUCCACCCUUGCUUUUCACUUGGGUGUUUUUGUUUUUGUUGGUGCAGAUCUGAAUCAUGGAUCCUAAUGGCUUCUCCAAUCAUUGGGGGUAUCCACCACCACCUGAGUGGUAUUACCCCGAGACUCCGUGGAGCAAUCAAGGCGGAGAAGACUAUGGAUUCGGGUUCCAGUACCAACCCCCUUACUACGGAGAACAACCGGACCCCUGGGCAUAUCAAGAACAACCUCAUUACCAAGAAGAAUUUCUCCCACAACCAGAAGGGCCAUUGGAGCUGGAGUUACCCAUGGCGGCCUUCACGGGCCAUUCUGCAGAGCCAUGCUACACUCCACAGCCAGAUCCACACUAUGAUUUGAGGCUUCUCAUGGAGAGAUCAUGCUCCAGUAUGGAUCAUUGUGUCCAGGCCUAUCGUGAAACAGAGGGGAUCCUCCUAAGCCUUAAGAAGAGCGUCGAUGAUCUUGAGCGAUCUUGGGCGCAACCUGCUCCAGAUCACCCUUCUGCUACCAUACAAGAAGAUGAGGAGGAAGAAGAAGGCUACAAGGACAUUGUGGAGCACACUGAAGUUGUCACGGAGAGCUCCCGUGAUGAUCAUGAUCAGGAGUGUGAUGUCGUAGCCGACCACACCUUCCCACACCCCAAACUGAGCUUUGAAGAGGCGGGCAUGAGUUCGGAGAUGCAAGAAGAUAUCAUGAAAGAAAUUGCUUGGCAACUUGCUCUCCAAUCCGUGCUAGAAGAAGAAGAGCAAGAAAGGGUGCAGAAAGAAGUUGUGGAGGAUGACGAAAGUGAAGCAAGAGGAGUUCUUGAUCAUUUCCCAGGGGUGAUACCACAUGAAGAAGAAAGGGAGGUUGAAGAAGAAAUUGGCGUCCAGGCUGAGGACGGAGUUAAGGUGGAAGAGGCCUGCACCGGCCAUGAGUUACAUGUGAUAUCUCCACCAAACUUCGAGGAACUGCUUAGCAAGGACCCAUUUGCAGUGUCUCUUUGCCAGACCAAGGCCACCUCGACAUCGGUCCCUCUUGGUGGACGCGAUGGUGGCCAAUCGAUGCUGUCAUAUCUGGUUUGGGGCAAUGAGACGAGAGAAGAGAAGGAGAGGUCUCGAGGGUGGAGACUUCAUCUGCAUCAAGUACAUGAGCCUUCAUCACCUGCCACACCACAUGCUCAUGACUUGAGACUCCACCUCAUCGACGAGAACCUCAACUUCAAGGAGGUUCUAGCAUGGACCGAAACUUAGGAGCCAUCGUCUGGCUCACGACGUGAAAGAAGCGCUUGUUGGGAGGCAACCCAACCAGUCGGUUUGCAUUUCUUUCUCUAUUUCUCCUCGGUUGAGUCAGUUUUGUUAUUUGAUUUUAGAGUCAAUAACUCAACCUUUGUGAGACUUUGUGUGGUGUUUGUGUUCUGAUUACUCUCUCUUCCUGGAAUGCACUGCCUGACCCGUACAUCAUCAUUCACCCUUGAUCUGGUAACUUCGUUCUACCCUCCUUAUCUUUCCUCCAUUGAGGACAAUGUCGUGCUUAAGUGUGGGGGGGUGUUCGAUUAUGUAUGCGGGUGAAUGUUUGGCUGUUUGUGUGCUUGGAGCCUAGUCCACUGUCCAAAUUUUUAAAUUUGAGGGCUCCAAGUACGUGUUUCCUUGCAAAUUGCCUGCUCAGUAUGCUUUGAAUUGACAGUCUCUAUAGUAAUGUGCAACUUAGGGAGGUAGUAUAGCACUAUGGAGGAUGUUGAAGUAUAAGAUUUUUCCUAUCUAGCUCUCUGUUGUGCCAGUUGAUUUUGUGAAUUAGUGGAGCUAAGACCGUUGAAUUCAGGUGGUAAUGGUGACUCUGUUUGGAUUAUGUUAUGGACUCGUGUAUCGAACAGGGUGCUCAUAUGGAAAAUGGGAAGCAGUUGGUCCUCCAUGUCAAAAUCAUUAAAUCUUAAACAUGGGGUAAGCCCAACGUGUGCGGCACCGUUCAUUGCACAAAAUCGGGUUUUGGAAGAGAUUUUAGUGAUCCUUAGUGGGGUACUCCUACAAGGUGAAGCUAAGUUGUCUCUAGUACAAGUAAAACUUCCACCCGUUGAACGGUUUGCCUACUUGAGGAUGUGUUUUUAAGGGCACGGAUAGAGCUUCCGACCCCCCUUAAUUUCAUUGACCCUCCACACGAGUUGAGGAAAAGGAGUUAAAAGAAGUACUCUGACGAGCUCCAGAUGUACAGAAAUUGCUCUUGCUCGACUAAUAAGGGUCGACCGUGCAAAAGACUGCAGUUGGAACCCCACCAAAUGAAAGAAAAAUUGUAAAUGAAAGUGAGAAAAAGGGGUUCCAACGGUGAAAUGAAGUGAAAGAGCACCCCGGUACAACGAAUCCUUGGUUGUGAAUGGUGUGAGUCCCUUUAUCCAUGAACUGACUGUCUUACUUCUACUUUUUCUCAUGAUCCUGGUUUGAGUCUAGUACUCGCAUUGAGAGAGAUAGGGAACGUCUUAGAAGACCAGUUGACCUCGUAAGCUGCUAUAUGAUCUAGGAAAUCCUCUACCGACGAUCGGGGUUGUAUGUUGCUAUAGAGCUCUGGAGAGCUGCAUUGGUUUGAGUUAGGUUUGCUUGGGGACAAGCAAACAGUUAAGUGUGGGGGGAUUUGAUGACUCGGUAAUUGCACAUGUUUUCCCCUUUGUUUCUUGAUUGUUUGAGCUUGAAUUAUCGUGUCUUUGGCCUAUUUUAUGCUAGGUUAUGUUCCUUUGUCACAUUUCAGGUCCUAGCACAUAAAGUGAAGCAUAGGCGCAAGUUUCAAAUCAAUCAGAGAUCAAUUGACGAUUCGGGAGAAGAAACUCGGGCAUGACCUGAAGAAGAAUGGAUUUCUACCUUACUUUAUGGACAAAUAAUCAUGCAAGCUUGUUAUGAAAAGAAAGAGGACGAGACUACGAGCGUCUGGGAUCAAACGGGGACUGAUUCAGAGUCCGGACGAGGGAGAAACGAAGCAUUAAAUAGAGGCUGAGCAAGCCACACGGGCACGACCCACACGGCCGUGUGAACUGGCCAUAUGGCCGUGUGGAAAUCACCGAGGGCUCACACGGGCAGCUGGGAAAGCCACACGGCCGUGUGGCCUGGCCGUGUGAGUCGGGAAUAGCUGUUUAAAACCCGAUUUUCAGCAAAAGGAAAGAGGGAGAGCUGGGUUUUUGGAUCCCAAACACCCAAGGGACGAACCAAAGAGAGAAAGGGCGAUUUGAGGGCAUUCUUGGAGUAGAGAAGGAGGAUUUCUUCGCCUUGGAAGCUUGAGGAACAAGCCCGGACUUGAAGACUGAUCAUCUGAAGAUUCUUACUGCAGUCUCUCUCUUCUCUAUGGAGUAACUUCCCUUCACUUAGGUUUUGAGGAACCCUAGCUAUGUUUGUUUGAUUGGAUGAUUGUAUGAGUACUCUGACUUGAUAAUCUUGAGUUCAUAUUCAAUCUAUGCAUGUUUUCAUGAUUCAAUUCUGCUUUAGUCGAGAUUAUUGAUUCUGCUUUGAUCCUAUGAGAGGGAAUACCUGAUUAGGUCAAUAGAGCACCAUAGAUUGAUAGUAGUGGAUCGAUUGCUUUAGUCAAGGGUUGAUUCACUGCUUUGUAUCGAUUGAGAACCUCUUUCGAUAGAGGGAGUCUAGUUCAGAACGCCUUGAUCAGUUGUUCUAGAGAAGGAUACGUCCCUCUAGGCAAUUGACUCAAGAGGGCCUUGUUCCUUUAGUCGAGACUCAAGGUCUAGUCAAGGAUUCUCCGCAUUGUGAAUGAAAGUGAAACAGGUUAGAGAUCAUCAAUCGUUAAUCUGGCUAGUGGCUAGGGGGAAUCAUACCUAAGUGAGUUCCCAACCUGUAAUUAGAUUAACUUUAACUGUAGUUUGCUAGAGUAGUUUUAGUUCUUUCAUCUUAAUCUGAUUUGCUAAAUAAUAAACUGAAGCUGAGUAA